This is a messenger RNA of Chironomus riparius, 2776 nucleotides long. NCBI's taxonomy places the organism in Eukaryota, Metazoa, Arthropoda, Insecta, Diptera, Chironomidae. The record is from the annotation of a GenBank genome assembly.
GUUUUUGAAGAAAUAAGUCAAAGGUUUUAGUGACUGAGCAUUAAAAAUUGAAGAUUAUAAUGUCGUUGAAGCCUUCAAAAGUUCAUCUUUUAUGUCUAAUCUUAUUAUUAAAUGUAAAUGCAUUUUUUGCAUUCAAUUACAAGUUUAGUAAUUAUAAAUACGAGGAUGAUUUUAGUCUGUAUACAUGUGAAAUCACACCAGACAUAGAGCAUAAAAAUGAAAUUCAUUUGAGUGAUAAAACCGACGAUGAUGUGAUUGGAGUUGUAGUUGAUGGAAUUAUUCAUUUAAAUUCUUCAGAAUAUUCGUUUUGCGAACGAUUUAAAAAUAUUGAACGAAUUAAAACAUUUAAAGUGAAAUCGAUUUAUGAAAAUUUAUUUCAAAAAUGUGAAGGACUUACAUCUAUUCGUAUGAAUAAUGGACAUCUUAAUGAUUUACCAGAAAAUUUAUUUUCUACAAACACAAAACUAGCAUUAAUCGAACUAUCAAACAAUAAUUUAAAGGAACUUAAUGGAAAUAUUUUUAAAAAUUUAAAAAAUCUUAGUGCAUUGACGAUUUCAUCAAAUGAGCUCUUACAUCUACCAUCAAAGAUAUUUAACAACCUUGAAAAUCUUCACAUUUUAUCAAUUCAAAGUAAUGGAUUUAAAUCACUAAACCCAGAAUGGUUUGAGAAUCUUAAGAAUCUGGGAAUUUUAAAUUUAAAUUUCAACAAAAUUUCGGAUUUACCAAAGAAUGUGUUCAACCCACUGGAAAACUUGCAGCAUUUAUGGCUAUGGGCAAAUGAACUUACUGUUAUUCAUUCUGACUCAUUUGGAAUUCACCCAAAGUUACAAAAUAUUGAUUUGAAGCAGAACAAAAUUAGCCAAAUUAAUAAAAUCUUGUUUGACAAAGUUGCAGUUAGUAACCUUGACAUGGAGAUAUCCAAUUUUUGCUUUAGAUCCAAAAUAACAAGCAAAAGUGAUAUGAGGAAAAAGUUAAAAAAAUGUUUUGAAAACUAUGUUCCUCGAAAGGAAUCAAAUUUAACCUGUGGUACUCAUAAAAUUGGAAAGGAAUCUAUUCUUGGAGGAACACAAAUCGAACGAGGAUCGUAUCCUUGGAAUGCAGCCUUGGUUACAGCAGAAGGAAAAUAUGUCUGCGGAGGUACUCUGGUUUCAAAUAAAACUAUUGUAACAGCGGCUCAUUGCUUCAUUGACAACGCAGCAAACAUUAAUCAUGAGUCUCCAGACAUCAAUGUUAUAUUAGGUGGACACAAUCUAGACAUAACUGAAAUGAACAGAAUUUCUGCUUCUGUAAAAUCAAUCAAUAUUCAUUCGGACUGGAAUCAAAAAGAAAGUUCAUAUGACGCAGACAUUGCAGUUUUGGAGUUAACUGAAGAAAUUCAGUUUGACGACUUUAUUCAACCUAUUUGUUUGAUUGAAUCCGAUGCUGAAAAUUUUGAUAAUUUGCCGGGAAAAAUUAUUGGAUUUAAUAAAAUUGAUGAUCUUGAUUCCGGAAUGACUUCAAAAGUUUAUAUCAUUAAGCAUCAAACUUGUUCAACCAACAAGGAUCUUGAAUCAAUUUUGGGUUCUAGAACAUUUUGUGGUGUAUAUGAGAAUGGUACUGGAUCAUGUAAAGGCGACAUUGGAAGUGGAUUAAUUGUUUUUAAAGAUGGAAACUUUUAUUUGCGUGGAAUUGUUUCAACAUCUCAAAGAAAUAUACAGAAUGAUUGUAAAAGAGCCGAACAUGUAAUUUUAACUGAUGUGUCGAAAUUUACUAGCUUUGUAAAGAGUGAUGGACAUGACGUAUUUGGUGAUAAACUGAGACUACUCAACGAAGAAAAUGAGAAGCUGAAAGACCAACCUACAACAAAUCCCUUUGAACUUACAGGGGAGUUUAAGCAGAUUGGCUGGAUAUACUUAGUAAAUUGAACUGGUUCUUCAAGUGUUAUUAUAGCAAUGUCAGCAUCAAAUGACACAAUAUUAGGAUUCCAGUCUGGAUGAAUUUCGAUACUUUUUACUGCUGCUGUGAAUCGACCGACUUCAUAUUGAUCAUUUAGAUCGUAGACACCAAGAAGAACACGAAUUUCAUGUGCUGUUGUUUGACGAGUUGAAUGUUUCUCAUGGAUACAGUGAGCGGCUGUUAAUUUAAUGCAGGGGCAUUAAAGGGGUAGACAGGCAGGGAUUAUUUUUGAUAACGGGUCGUUCACUUAUUACGUUCAGGCACGGGAAGGGGUUAGACAAUAAUUAAACAAUAAAAAUUCUCCGUGUCGUCUGAACUUAAUAAGUGAACGAUACUUCACAUAGAAUAUGACUAGCACUUCAGAUCAGAACAGAAUAGGUAAACAGAACCCAAAUUUUUACAAAUAAACAGAGCUCAAAAUCGAGGCGACAAGUUGAGUCAAUUCAGUUUUGAGACAAGUCGAGUCAACUCGACUUAAUUCGAACCCUAUCGACUUCAAGCUCUGCAAAUAAAGACGUUAAAUAACAUAAAUUUAAUUUUCACCUGUGAUAAUUUUUGUUUUGGAUAUAAGAGUCCCUCCACAGAAAAAUUGUCCAUCAGAUUUGACAAGCGCUGUAGACCUGUAAUUGAAAGUUUUUCUUGACUUUUAAACCAACAAUUUAUAUUGUGAAUGUCAACUUUUACCAUGGAAAAACUCCUCUUGGAACUUGUGAACCACCAAUUAUAUUUCCCUUGCCAACUAGCGACUUUCCACAAUUAUUUAAAUCACUAUUAACUGAACAAAAACUGAUAAAAUUAAUAAAAAUAAUAGCAAAUAAUUUUAAAAACAACAUCUUUUGAG